This is a messenger RNA of Saccharomycodes ludwigii, 1614 nucleotides long. RefSeq names its product Arp7p (gene ARP7). Gene Ontology annotation, biological process: regulation of transcription by RNA polymerase II. The coding region runs from base 1 to 1614 and encodes 537 amino acids. Gene Ontology annotation, cellular component: SWI/SNF complex; NuA4 histone acetyltransferase complex. NCBI's taxonomy places the organism in Eukaryota, Fungi, Ascomycota, Saccharomycetes, Saccharomycodales, Saccharomycodaceae. The transcript has a single exon. Gene Ontology annotation, molecular function: chromatin binding. The record is from RefSeq and is a predicted model, not a curated record.
AUGUCCCUAACACCUGUAAUAAAUACUUCUACUGGCAACGAUAAUACUACAUUAGACACUUACACUGUUAUUUCUGUAGUUAUUCAUUUAGGUUCCUAUUGUGUAAUUGCAGGAUUUAGUAAUCAGGAGUUGCCUCAAUGUAUAAUCCCAACCAACUACACCGUUACUACCGAGGGUGAAUUGUGUUUUGGUUUAUAUGAAUUAUUAUCAACAGCAAAUACGGAUAAACUUAAUACUAAUAAACAAAUCUUUAAUAUUAUAAGUGAUAAUUCUAAUGGUGAUGAUGAUUAUAAAUACAAUUGGAAAGCCCUAAUUAAAUUGUUGGAAUAUAUUUAUAGUAAACACUUGAAAAUAGACCCUCAAGAAAUCCCAUUAAUAUUAACUAUACCACCACAUUUACCGCCUUUAAUAAAACAGAAAUUAUAUACUACCGUUUUAUUAGAACUCAAAGUCCCUUGUGUUCAACUAAUUGCUGAACCUUUGGGUGUUUCCUUAAGUUUAGGUAGAAGUAGUUCAUUGGUUAUCGACAUUGGAGCUAAAAAUGUAAUAGCUACUUCCAUUAUAGAUGGUUCUAUUACUAAUAUUUGUAAGAGUAAGAUAGCAGGCAAUUUCUUAGAUUACCAAAUAUCUAAAAUGGUAAAAGAAAAGCUUCUACAGGGCACUGAUGGUAUUAUUAAUGAUGAAAGUAGUUUUGAUCUUUGGAAAAAUUCCUGGACAUGGAUUAAAGAUUUUAAAAUGAUGAUGUUAAAUAUCCAACCGUUCCCAUUGGAGAAGGCAACCGCUGAUAAUGUCAAUGAUACUAGUGGCCCAAAAAAUAAUGAUCUCGUUACUACUACUACUACUACUACUACUAAUAACAACAACAAUACAGAGGAUAACGACGUCGAUAUGGUUAAUGCUGACGAGACAGCAAAGGAAGAUGUCAUUAACACUAAUUAUAAUAAUUUUCUAUAUAGAAAUAAAGUUACGCUGAAAUUUACAGAUUUGGAACUUAAUCAACUAAGUGAAUUAUUAUUUAAUCCUAAAAUUACCAAUGACCCUAUUUUUGACACUAUUACAGGCAAAUACCCUUCUUCAACACCAGGUGCGGUCGAAAAAGAAAAUAUUGAAAGAGAUACAGUUAAUAAUACUAACUUUAGUAAAGUUAAUAAUGUGGUUACUACUAAUAUUCCCAGUACUGCUAAUAAUUUGUUACAAUAUACUGGUCUUAUUUCAGUCAUACAAACCGCUAUUAAGAACACACUUAGCAAUAUUAACAAUGAAGAAGAACAGGGUUCUACCACUGCCAAUAUCACCGGUGCAAAUAUUACUACUACUAAUACCACUUCUGCCGCUAUAAAUAAGGCCUCUGGAAUUAAGCCUGAACAGGUUAUUAGUUCCUUAUUGAGUAACAUAUUGAUUAUCGGUGGAAGUUCCUUAAUACCAGGCUUAGAACAAAGAAUUAUUAAUGAAAUAAGUCUUAUUUAUCCUCAAUAUAAAUUGAGCACUUUUGCAAACCCAAUUACCAUAGAUAGACAACUUCAAAGUUGGAUAGGUGGGUGUGUAAUGGGUAAUUUGCCACAAAUAUGGGAAUUAGGGGAUUGGCACUAUCCAAUGAAUGAAAAUAGUAUAUGA